Messenger RNA from Solanum lycopersicum (tomato), 734 nucleotides. RefSeq names its product calmodulin 6 (gene CaM6). NCBI's taxonomy places the organism in Eukaryota, Viridiplantae, Streptophyta, Magnoliopsida, Solanales, Solanaceae. Gene Ontology annotation, molecular function: enzyme regulator activity; calcium ion binding. The record is from RefSeq and is marked validated.
CUGAAGUGUCCAAACAAAAACAUAAGCAAAAAACGCGAGCAUAGGGUUUUUACAGUAAUCGAAGGAAUUGUUAAAGAAAAAAAAAAAGAAGGAGAAAAAUGGCAGAGCAGCUGACGGAGGAGCAGAUCGCUGAGUUCAAGGAAGCUUUUAGCCUUUUCGACAAGGAUGGCGAUGGCUGUAUUACUACCAAGGAGUUGGGAACAGUGAUGAGAUCACUUGGUCAGAAUCCCACUGAAGCUGAACUACAGGAUAUGAUCAGUGAAGUUGAUGCUGAUCAGAAUGGAACCAUUGAUUUUCCAGAGUUCUUGAAUCUGAUGGCACGGAAGAUGAAGGACACUGAUUCUGAGGAAGAACUCAAAGAGGCUUUUAAGGUUUUUGAUAAAGAUCAGAAUGGCUUUAUUUCUGCAGCUGAGCUUCGUCAUGUAAUGACAAACCUUGGAGAGAAGCUGACUGAUGAAGAGGUGGAUGAGAUGAUCCGAGAGGCAGAUAUUGAUGGUGAUGGACAAGUUAAUUAUGAGGAGUUUGUCCGUAUGAUGCUUGCCAAGUGAUGACUUUAAGAUUCUGUUAGCUACUAUGUAAUCUAUGAUAGCUGCUCAGUUAGUUACUACAACUUAUAGCUGGCAGACUCAGGAGCGGUUCAAGUAUAUUAGUGGCCUAAAGCGGCUCCUUAAACUUGAAUUGUUAAUAACUUUUGUAUAACUGAUUUCUUCUAGUUUUACCUGCAUCUUGACUCC